Messenger RNA from Caenorhabditis angaria, 1370 nucleotides. The record is from the annotation of a GenBank genome assembly. NCBI's taxonomy places the organism in Eukaryota, Metazoa, Nematoda, Chromadorea, Rhabditida, Rhabditidae.
AUGGCUCUAGAUUCUCCAACUAGCAAAAGGCAUAAUAUUACAUUCAGCCUACCUAUGGUAAAAAAAUUUUUUAAUUUUUUUUGAAAUUCUUAAAUUUGUAAUUUCAGAUGUCUCGUCUGAGAUCAGACACGUAUAUCAAACCAGGUUCUGAGAGCAGCUACGAAAGUGAAGAUGGAAAUUCAAGAAGGUUGGAUAUUUUCAGAUAUUUUGAAAAUUAUCAAUUUUUUUCAGAUACGCUCAGCCCACUCUUGAUUCUUAUUGUUGUAUCAGCAAUGUCUCAAUAAAAGUAAUAUUUUCCAUUUUUCAAUCCUCUAAUUAAUAAAAAUUUCAGAAAGCAGUAAUCAUAUCUGGUGUUUUAUCAGCUGUUCAGUCAAUUGUCAACUUUUUCCUUUUACUGCGAGGUUUGAUCUUCACAUUUUUUUCUAUAGGAACUACUCAUAAACCAGAGCUAUUUUCCAAAAAAAAAUUAGAUCGUUAACUUUGAUGGGAUAGUUUUUGGCUCACAUCAACUCGGAGUGGUUUUCACUUUCUUUUGAUUCAAGAUAAUGUAUAUAUAAAGGAGAAAAAAAUGAAUCCAUCAACUUGAUUGAAAACCUCACAUUAAUUUAGUGCUGGAAAAACAUGUAUACAUUUUUAGUUCUGAUGAAAUAUGAUAUGGAUGUGGUGAUUUUGAGUUAAUUAUGGGAAAUUUUUCGUAUUUUUCUAAUGAUAAAUGAAUGUUAUAAGUAAUUGUGAGAAACGGUUUUGAAGUUUGAAUAAAUUCUGAAAAUUUUGAGAAGUAAUGAGAAAGUUCCCCGUACAACAACAAAAUAAAUUCAUUUUAAACCAAAAUUAUGCAAGUUCCUGGAUUUUUUUUCCGGAACUGAAUAAUAUGAAACGUUUUCUAAAAUAAUUUCAAAAACUCAAUAUUUCAGGUUGUGAUCGAACAAAUGUAGACAUUGCAUUUGCGAUUCUUCCCAUAGUCACUGCAACCGGUGCAAUCUUAUUUCUAUCGUUUGCACUUCUUCAUAACAGUUCCAUAUCUCUAAAACCUUAUAUUGCACAUCAUGUGAGUACUCUUUCAUUUCAUUUGUUUUCCAACUAACCAAUUUUUGCAGCUUCUCAUACUAUUAUGUGGAUUGGGAUUUUUCAUUUAUUAUGUGUUGUUUCUCUUCCACUAUGAUACUAAUUGGAUGUCAUGGCUUGCACGACAAUCUAACACAUUUCAAACAUUGAUGACUAAUCAAAAUGAUUCGAAAUUGUUAUAUGGCGUGAUUUUAGUCAUCCAAAUUUCAACGAAUAUUUUGUGUAUACAUAUUUCCGUAGGACUUUACCUGGUUUUAGAUAAUGUUGUGAGAUAUGUUAGCGCCGAGGUAACAGAAGUCAUCUAA